Messenger RNA from Acanthosepion pharaonis, 1341 nucleotides. The record is from the annotation of a GenBank genome assembly. Lineage: Eukaryota; Metazoa; Mollusca; Cephalopoda; Sepiida; Sepiidae.
AUGCCACCUGAGCCACUGGUCACACGACGUACACCUUCUCCUCCUCCUCCUCUCUAUUUCUCUUCUUCUUCUGCUUUAUCGUCUCCUUCUCCUCCUCUCUAUUUCCCUUCUUCUUAUUCUUUAACUCCUCUCCUCCUCCUCCUCCUCCUCCUCCUCCUCCUCCUCCGCCGCCUCCUCCUCCUCCUCCUCUCCAUUUCUCUUAUUAUUAUUCUUUAUAUCCUCUCCUUCUGCUCCUCUCCAUUUCCCUUCUUCUUAUUCUUUAUCUCCUCUCCUCCUCCUCCUCCGCCUCCUCCUCCUCCUCUCCAUUUCUCUUAUUAUUAUUCUUUAUAUCCUCUCCUUCUGCUCCUCUCCAUUUCCCUUCUUCUUAUUCUUUAUGUUCUUCUCCUCUUCCUCCUCCUCUCCAUUUCUCUUAUUAUUAUUUUUUCUUACUAUCUUUUCUUUUUUUCUGCUUUCUUUCUUUCUUUUUACUUUUUUCCUUCCUUUCUUCCUUCCUUUCUUUUCUUUCUUAAUUUGAUUUUUCUUUCUGUCUUCCGCCGUUCUUUGUUUCUUCCACUGUUCUUUCUUUCUUUCUUUCUUUCUUUCUUUCUUUCUUUCUUUCUUUAUACAUUCUUCUUUUCUUUCUUUCUGAUUUUUUCUUUCUUUCUGAUUUCUUUCUUUCUUUUUCUUACUUUCUUCCUUCCUUUCUUUCUUUUCUUUCUUAAUUUGAUUUUUCUGUCUUCCGUCGUUCCUUCUUUCUUCCACUGUUCUUUCUUUCUUUUUCUUUCUUUUUUGCUUCUAUUUCUUUCUUUUUUCUUUCCUCCAUUGUUCUCUCUUUCUUUCUCCCACUCUUCUUUCUUUCUUUAUUCAAUUGUUCUUUCUUCUUUAUUUCCUUCUUUGUUUUUACAUUCGUCCAUUCUUCCUUCUUACUUUCUUAAUUUGUUUUCUAUUUCUGUCUUCCGCCGUUCUUUCUUUCUUUCUUUCUUUCUUUCUUUCUUUCUUUAUUCCCCUUUUCUUUAUUUCUUUCUUUCGCUAUUCUUUCUUUCUUACAUUCUUCCGUUCUUUCCUCUUUCGUCCUCUCUCUCUCCCCCUUUUCCUCCUCCUCUUUCAGAUCAUACUUCUUUUUCUUCUCUCCUCGGAAAAAAGAGCGGGAAAAAAAGAGGAUCAGGUUUUACCUUUCCUCCUUUCCUCUACUUUUUUUUUUUUUGUUCUUCCUUACGCCAUUCAUUUUUCUUCAACCUCUCUCUCCUCCACAUCUACAUUCUCAUCUUAUACUACUCAGCCUCCAUCCAGUUAAUUUUCAUUCGUCAUUUUUCUUUUCUUCAUUCCUCUUCUUCUUCAACGCUGCUUUCCCUUCCAAAAUGA